Messenger RNA from Bicyclus anynana (squinting bush brown), 640 nucleotides. RefSeq names its product glutathione S-transferase 2-like. Gene Ontology annotation, biological process: glutathione metabolic process. The coding region runs from base 1 to 615 and encodes 204 amino acids. Lineage: Eukaryota; Metazoa; Arthropoda; Insecta; Lepidoptera; Nymphalidae. Gene Ontology annotation, molecular function: glutathione transferase activity. The transcript is spliced from 4 exons. The record is from RefSeq and is a predicted model, not a curated record.
AUGCCGAGGACCAUAGUGUAUUACUUCCCCGAGAGGGCGCUGGGCGAAUGCAUCCGUCUCCUGCUGGCUUACAGAGGCGAGGAGUUCAUAGAUCGCAGGAUACCUCACGAGGAUUGGCCAGAAAUUAAACACAAGAUGCCUUUCGGCGAGAUGCCGGUCCUGGAGAUCGACGGCAAGAAGUACGCGCAGAGUUUAGCCAUCCUGCGCUACCUCGGCCGCAAACACGGCCUCAGCGGACAGGACCUGGAGGAGGACUUUGAAAUCGACCAGAACGUCUACUUCUAUACCGACGUUUGGACUAGAGGCGGUUACGUCUACCACGAGGCGAAUGAAGAGGCGAAAGCGGCAAAUAUGGCAGAGCUGGUAAAGAAUUACUAUCCCUUCGCGCUGAAGAAGUUGGACGAGAUCAUCAAGAAGAACAACGGACAUUUGGCUCUUGGCAAGUUAACCUGGGCAGACUUUUUAUUCGCGGGCAUGUACGACUGCGUUAAGGUGAAACUGCAAAUGCCAGAUCUGGACAAGAAGUAUCCCAGCUUCAAGAAGCUAGCGGAUUCGGUGUACGCUCUGCCCAGGUGCAAGGCGUAUGCUGACAAAGCACCCAAGACAGACUAUUAGUGGCAUUAAGUCUCGUUGGCAACUU